AUGAAGACAUGUUUGACUCACCCUGAGUAUGGCUACUACACCACCAGAGACCCCUUGGGUCUAAAUGGUAAGAGUGACUUCAUCACAUCUCCUGAAAUCUCCCAAAUGUUUGGUGAAAUGCUUGGAAUAUGGUUCUUUUCAAUCUGGUUGGAUCAGCUCAAACCAUUGGAUAUAAAUUUCGUCGAGUUUGGACCAGGCAAGGGUACUCUAAUAUACGAUCUAAUCAAGACGUUUAACAAGCUAUCUCAAACUACAAAUUUAAAGCUAAAUAUCAAUAUCAUAUUAGUCGAGGCUUCUCCAAUUUUAAGAAAGGAGCAAUGGAAAUUGCUAUCCAAUUCAAUCCACAGAUUAAUUCCUUCUGACGAUAAAAUCGGAUUCACAUCAAAAUCCACUUGGAACAAUAAUAUAAGAUGGAUCGACAAUGAAACUGACUUGGAUGCUGUCUUAUCUAACAAUUCAACAAACUAUAUUAUAGCUCAUGAAUUUUUCGAUGCCUUGCCAAUAAAACAAUUUGAAAAGACUUCUAAUGGCUGGCAUGAGUUAUUGGUCGAUUAUUCCACUGAUGAAAAAAUUAGAAAACUAAAUUUACAAAAUGACGCUUCUUCUUUGCCAAAUAAGACUACUUACAAAUCCUCAGAUCUCGACAAAAAUAAAAACUCUUCUUUAAUUCAAGACUAUCCUUUUUUCCUAACUCUAUCUCCUAAAAAGACUGUUUCCUCAAAUAUUCCAGAAUCAAAUCCUCGUUUUAAUUCCUUUCCAAUUGGCUCAAGAGUCGAAGUAUCAAUUGAAUCUAUAGACCAUGUCAAAAAAAUUUCUCAAUUUAUUAAUUACAAAGGCGCUGCUUUAAUUAUCGAUUACGGUCCUCUUGACACUUGUCCCAUCAAUACUUUGAGAGGAAUUAAAUCUCAUAAACUACUAUCUCCUUUUUAUAAACCUGGUGAGGUCGAUCUAUCUGCUGACGUUGAUUUCCAAAAUCUUAAACAAGUUGUAGCUGAUCAAGUCAAAAGUUUUGGCCCUGUUGAGCAAGCUGAUUUUUUGCAUCAGCUAGGUCUCGGUUAUCGUGCUGACCAGCUAAUUCAUCAUUCAAAAUCUCUUCAGGAAAAGGAAAGGAUUAAAAAAAGCUACCUAAGAUUGACUGAAAACACUGCUGGAAGUAUGGGUAAAUUAUAUAAAUUCCUUGGUCUUUUACCAAAAAAUACCAUUAAAUUGCCUGUAGGCUUUGGUGGCGAUGUAAGUUCUAAUUAG
Molecule: messenger RNA, 1245 nt
Organism: Ascoidea rubescens DSM 1968
Lineage: Eukaryota; Fungi; Ascomycota; Saccharomycetes; Ascoideales; Ascoideaceae
Product: DUF185-domain-containing protein
Exons: 1
Coding region: 1-1245 (414 amino acids)
Biological process (GO): mitochondrial respiratory chain complex I assembly
Cellular component (GO): mitochondrion
Molecular function (GO): protein-arginine omega-N symmetric methyltransferase activity
Source: RefSeq, a predicted model, not a curated record